This is a messenger RNA of Diaporthe citri, 1728 nucleotides long. RefSeq lists its product as uncharacterized. The coding region runs from base 1 to 1728 and encodes 575 amino acids. Gene Ontology annotation, molecular function: alkaline phosphatase activity. Lineage: Eukaryota; Fungi; Ascomycota; Sordariomycetes; Diaporthales; Diaporthaceae. Gene Ontology annotation, biological process: dephosphorylation. The transcript is spliced from 4 exons. Gene Ontology annotation, cellular component: fungal-type vacuole membrane. The record is from RefSeq and is a predicted model, not a curated record.
AUGCCUUCCGAUCGGACUCCCCUUCUCGCCGACCCGCGCCGGUCAGUAGACUCAGCGCGGUCCGACCGCCUCGCUGAGGAGGAAGACAAUCUGGUCCGCGGCUCCUCGCCGGACCGCCAGCCGUGGGCGUACCGGCUACGCGAGGUCGUCCUCUUCGUCUGGGCGCUUCUAGCCACCGCGAUAAUCAUCGUCCUGGCAGUAUGGUUCCAGCACAACCAGCAGACCGGGCAGUUCUCGAAGCCCCCCGGCAAGCGGAACCUGAUCUUCAUGGUGUCGGAUGGCAUGGGACCCGCAUCUCUGUCCCUGACGAGAUCUUAUAGGCAGUUGGUGGAGGGCCUCGAGUACGACGACACCCUGACGCUGGACAAGCACUUUUGGGGCACGAGUCGGACGCGGUCGAGCAACAAAUUGGUCACGGAUUCGGCAGCGGGAGCAACGGCAUUUUCUUGCGGAAAAAAGAGCUACAAUGGAGCCAUCUCGAUACUGCCGGACUCUUCCCCUUGUGGUUCUGUCUUAGAGGCCGCGAAGAAGGACGGAUACCAUACGGGAUUGGUGGUUACAACCGAUAUCACUGACGCCACGCCGGCUUGCUUCGCCAGCCACGUCGACAUCCGAGAAAAGGAGAACGAGAUUGCCCUGCAGGAAAUCGGCGAGGGUGCGCUCGGGAGAGUUGUUGACCUGAUGCUUGGCGGAGGACGUUGCCACUUCCUCCCGAACUCGACCGACGGAAGUUGUCGACUUGACGAUGUGAAUGUUGCGGGCAUCGCCCAGAAGAAACACGGAUGGACGUAUUUUGAUGACCGCGCGGGCUUCGACAGUCUCCAGGGCGGCGAUAAUGCGUCUUUGCCUGUUCUCGGUCUGUUCGCCAGUACCGACUUGCCCUUUGAAAUCGACCGCAUGAAUAUGGCCGACGUCUAUCCAAGCCUGAGCGAGAUGGCAACAACUGCAUUGAAAGCGCUCACGAAGGCCACCGAGAAUAGCGACAAGGGCUUCUUCCUCAUGAUCGAGGGUAGUCGGAUUGACCAUGCAGCACACAUCAAUGACCCGGCGUCACACGUCAGGGAGGUUCUUGAGUAUGACAAGACUUUUAAGCUUGUUCUGGAUUAUCUCGAGAAUAGCAAGACCGAGGGUCUACUUGUGGCCACCAGUGAUCACGAGACUGGUGGCCUGGCGACAGCCUGGCAGUCACCGACUGCGGAACUGCCGGUGUAUAACUGGUAUCCAACUGUUUUAGCAAAGGCCAACGCCUCUGCACAGUACCUAGCACACAAACUGCACGAACACAUCGCCUCCAUCAAGUCUGAGCCCGCCGCUCUUGAAGAUCUGGAGAACUGGAUCAACACCAAGCUCGUAAUCCCAGGCCUAGGAAUUGCUGAUGCCCGCGACUUUGAGCUCAAGAAGCUGGCGUCGGAUCCGGAACACGCGAUCUACACUUUGUCGAGAAUGAUCAGCCAGCGCGCAAGAAUCGGUUGGUCGACUCAUGGCCAUUCCGCCGUCGAUGUGAAUAUCUAUAGUUCCGGCGGGCGCCUAGCCGAGGACAUUCAUGGCAACGUGGAGAACACGCAAGUCGGCCAGUUCCUGAGGAAAUACCUCGAUGUCGAUACCGACAAAAUCACGGAUGAACUUCGGGAGAAGAUGCAGUGGAACCAGUCUUUGGCUGAGCCGGCCGACGCGAUGAUCCGCAUGGGUUUUGAGGCUGAGGAGCUACAGAUGGAUUGGAUUAAUUAA